Molecule: messenger RNA, 465 nt
Organism: Humulus lupulus (European hop)
Lineage: Eukaryota; Viridiplantae; Streptophyta; Magnoliopsida; Rosales; Cannabaceae
Exons: 2
Coding region: 121-465 (114 amino acids)
Source: RefSeq, a predicted model, not a curated record
CAAGUUGAUCCCCCAGUUCCUCCUACCCGAGUUUCUAAUGUUCACAUACCAGUUGAUCCUCAGGAUCUGGAGAAAAUCCCCGAAGCCUUUCAAGGAAUUCUCUACAAGACGGCGAGCCACAUGGUGGGGCACGCUUAUAGAGCCAGCUCGAGGGACUUUAAGACGAUCGAGGAGUGGAGGCUAGAGAACGUCCUGGAGUCAGCCUUAGGGAUGACCCUCAUAUCUGCCCUGGCUCAACAUCGCAGCAUAGCCCAGGCUAGGGCUAGAAACAAUGAGCUCCAGGCCAAGAUCAAUGCCGCCAAGACCGCCCUGACCACUGCUCAAGAAGGCGAACAGGCUGCCAAAGCUACCUUUGCGGCUGCUCAAAAGAGUGAGUACGAUGCCAAGCUUGCUCUCGCCUCAUCUCAGGAAAGCGAGCAGGCUGCAAACAUUGCCUUGGCUGCUCUUCAGGCCCAAACUGCUUAG